This is a messenger RNA of Acanthopagrus latus (yellowfin seabream), 3084 nucleotides long. It is a transcript of the gene ercc4, whose product is annotated as excision repair cross-complementation group 4. Lineage: Eukaryota; Metazoa; Chordata; Actinopteri; Spariformes; Sparidae. Bases 165 to 2867 code for a protein of 900 amino acids. Gene Ontology annotation, cellular component: nucleotide-excision repair factor 1 complex. The transcript is spliced from 10 exons. The record is from RefSeq and is a predicted model, not a curated record. Gene Ontology annotation, biological process: resolution of meiotic recombination intermediates; nucleotide-excision repair involved in interstrand cross-link repair; double-strand break repair via homologous recombination. Gene Ontology annotation, molecular function: single-stranded DNA binding; damaged DNA binding; single-stranded DNA endonuclease activity.
UUGUUUUUAGUGUCACGUGACCGGACGUGCAGAUUCAAAACAUUGAAUAACACUGUGAGCAGCACACAACGGGCUGCCUCACAAUGAUAUACGUCUCUUUUAGCUAACCUCUGUCUCUCGGAGUGACAGAAACUUUGAAUUUUCCGCGUCUCUGUGGCUCCGACAUGGCGGGCCCGCUGCUGGAGUUCGAGACCGAGAUGUUUCUCGGUCUGUUCGGCUGUGACGGGCUGCUGGUGGUGGCGGAGGGGAUGGGGCUCGACCGCAUCCUGCUGCAGUUCAUGCGGGUGUACUCGGAGGAGGGGAGCCUGGUCCUCCUGCUCAACACGACCACAGCUGAACAGGAAUAUUUAACAGAGCAGCUGCGAAUGGAGGGUGUGACCCACCUGCCCAGGACAGUGACCAGCGACAUCCAGAGCACCGAACGCUAUAAUGUGUACACUGAGGGAGGGGUGCUGUUUGUCACCAGCAGAAUCUUGGUGGUCGACUUCCUCACUGACCGCAUCCCCGCUCAUCUCAUAUCAGGCAUCCUGGUGUAUCGUGCUCAUAAAAUCAUUGAGUCCUGUCAGGAGGCUUUCAUCCUUCGUCUGUUCAGGCAGAAGAACAAGACAGGCUUCAUUAAAGCCUUCACCGACAAGGCCACCUCCUUCUCCUCUGGCUUCUGCCAGGUGGAGCGCGUGAUGAGGAACCUCUUUGUCAAGAAGCUCUACCUCUGGCCCAGGUUUCAAGCAUCGGUGAACACAGCACUGGACAGGCACAAGCCGGAUGUGGUGGAGCUCCAUGUCUCAUUGACACCAGCUAUGAGGACCAUUCAGAGCUCCAUCCUGGAUAUAAUGAGUGCCUGCCUGAAGGAGCUCAAACGCUACAAUCCCAGCCUGGAGGCAGAGGACCUCUCCCUGGAGAACACACUAGGAAACUCUUUUGACAAGACCAUCCGUCACUAUCUAGACCCCUUGUGGCACCAGCUUGGAGCAAAGACCAAAGCCCUGGUCCAGGACCUGAAAGUCCUGAGGGUUCUCCUGCUCUACCUCACCCAGUACGACUGCGUGACCUUCCUCAAUCUGCUCGAAUCACUGCGCUCCAGCCAAAAGAUCUUUGGAUCCAACUCAGGGUGGUUGUUCCUGGACUCCAGCACCUCUAUGUUUAUAAAUGCCAGGAACAGAGUGUAUCACAUCCCUGAGAACAAGAAGAAACUCAAAGUGGGAGCAGAGGCAGAGAAACAGAAGUCAUCCUCUGCUUCAGACAUGAAGCGUGAACUUGUGUUGGAGAAGAGCCCAAAGUGGGAGGCUCUGACUGAGGUACUGCAGGAGAUUGAGAGGGAGAACAAGAGCUCUCAACACGAACCAGGUCAUGUGCUGAUCUGUGCCAGUGAUGACAGGACUUGUGCCCAGCUGCAGCAGUAUAUCAAGCACGGCUCUGACCCGCUGCUAAACCGACUGUAUGCCCGAACAAUUGGUAAACGGGACUCUGCUGCAGCCGCUGCCUUCGAGCUCGACUCUCACAAAAAGGGCAAAGGCUGGACUGCAAAAGAAGCCAAGGGGAAGGAGCCCGCACAGAAACAAAACAGAAAACCCACAAAAACUAAAAAACGUCCUUCUCUGACUCUCACCCAGAUGAUGGGGAAAGAGGAGACGAACGAAGCAGUGGCAAUGGGCAGCAGUGGAGAUGAGGAUGAACUGAUGGAGGACGACGAAGGGGAGGAAGAACAGCUGAAGCUGGAUUUGUCAUCAGAUGCCUACUACGGUGUCCUAAAGGAGCCACUGACUGUCAUCCACCCACUGAAAGGUCUCACUGACCCGCACAGCUUGACGCGGGUGCUGCAUGAGGUCGAGCCCAGUUUUGUGGUGCUGUACGAUGCUGAACUUAGUUUCGUCCGCCAGCUGGAGAUCUACAAAGCUUGCCGGCCCGGAAAGCCUCUCAGGGUGUAUUUCCUCAUCUAUGGAGGCUCGACAGAAGAGCAGAAGUACCUGACUGCACUGUCCAAGGAGAAGAGAGCUUUUGAGCACCUGAUCAGGGAAAAGGCUACUAUGGUCAUCCCAGAGGAGAGGGAGGGGCGAGCAGACACCAACUUGGACCUUGCAAGAAAUUUGGAGCCUGCCAAUGCCACCACUAACACUCGCAAAGCAGGAGGCCAGGAGCAGCCCAAAGAGCCCUCAAGAGUCAUCGUGGACAUGCGUGAGUUCCGCAGUGAGCUGCCCUCCCUGCUGCACCGCCGUGGCCUGGACAUCGACCCUGUCACUCUAGAAGUGGGUGACUACAUCCUGACCCCAGAUACAUGCGUCGAGCGCAAGAGUGUCAGCGAUCUCAUCGGCUCGUUGCAGAGCGGUCGCCUCUACACCCAGUGUCUCUCCAUGACCCGCUACUACAAGAAACCAGUGCUUCUCAUCGAGUUCGACCCAGCGAAACCGUUUUCCUUAAUGGCCCGAUCAGAUUUCCGUCAUGAGAUAUCAACCAAUGAUAUUUCCUCAAAACUCACUUUACUCACCUUGCAUUUCCCUCGACUUCGUAUACUCUGGUGCCCCUCUCCACACGCCACAGCCGACCUCUUCCUGGAUCUAAAGCAGGGUCGCUCUGAACCUGAUGCUGCAGCAGCUCAAGCAGUCACAGCUGAGUCGGACACAGUGGCUGAGUCAGCAGACCUCUAUAACCCUGGACCGUAUGACUUCCUGUUGAAAAUGCCUGGGGUCAAUACGAAAAACUAUAGGGCUAUUAUAAAAAAUGCAGACAGCCUGGCAGAUUUAGCCAAACUGAGCCAGGACAAGUUAGCAGAAAUACUCGGGAAUGUUACCAAUGCUAAGUCUUUGUAUGCGUUUCUGCAUAAUGUCGCUGACGUCCCUGCUCCUGUGCAGAAGACCAAACAGAAGACAUGAGAGGCAAUAAAGCAUCUGAAAAUAGUGUUAAUGUAGAACACCAUAGACUGAAUUCACACCUUAUGUUUGUAAAGAUUGAAUGUUUGUCUCUGAAGUAGAUUGUGUUAUAUUAAUGUACAGAAUGAACUGAAAUAAUUCAGAUUUUUCUAUUGUAUUUUAUGACUUUUUAAAAAACUUUAAACUUUGCAAUAAAAGAAAAAAAUCUUUUUCUAAUUUA